UGCCGUUUAUUAUCUAUGUUUUUAAAUUAUUUAUUUAAUCUGUCGACUUUAUUUAGAUCGAUCAUCGAUGGUGUGUUCUGCAGACAAGUCGUUUUUCAUUAAAAAGUGAUAGGAUCAACCCAAUUUAAAAAUUGUUACAAAAUAUCAAGAGUGCUACAUUCUUAACCGAACGUAAUAUAAAAACAACACCAUGGGCAACGAAAAUUCAAUUCCUAUGGAGCUCUGUUCUAACUCACGUGUUAACUGCAUUGAUUUUAAGGUGGAGAACUUCGACGCGGACGAGAUCCGGCGGCUGGGCAAGCGCUUCCGGAAGCUCGACCUCGACAACUCGGGCGCGCUGUCCAUCGACGAGUUCAUGUCGCUCCCGGAGCUGCAGCAGAACCCGCUCGUGCAGCGCGUCAUAGACAUCUUCGACGCCGACGGCAAUGGCGAGGUGGACUUCAAGGAGUUCAUUCAGGGAGUGUCGCAGUUCAGUGUGAAGGGUGACAAGCUGUCGAAGCUGCGAUUCGCGUUCCGAAUCUACGACAUGGACAACGAUGGCUUCAUCUCUAACGGCGAACUCUUUCAGGUUCUUAAAAUGAUGGUAGGCAACAACCUGAAGGACACUCAGCUCCAGCAAAUCGUGGACAAAACGAUCCUCUUCGCCGACAAAGACGAGGACGGCAAGAUCUCCUUCGAGGAGUUCUGCAACGUGGUGGGCAACACGGACAUACACAAGAAAAUGGUCGUCGACGUGUAGGCGACCCUCGCCGUCUCCACUGUUUCUCGAGAAGUUUCUUGCCACGAUAUUGUACUUCCAUUGAAAUUUCAGGGUCGUCGUCUAUCGCUCGUAUCCCAUCGGUCGUUGCGUGUCGUACGAGACACGUCGUGUUCUCGAGAUCCCCUGGAGGGAGACGCCACUCUUUCUCAUUCGUCGUCGGCUCCUCUUCGCUCUAGCUAGAACACUAUUCAAAUUGUGCGUCUGUUGCCCCUAAGUCGAUGUACUGUAAGUGAACUUGUGUUUGUGAACGCGGUUGUCGUCGCUGUGCGUAAUAAAUCGAGUGACUUCGAUUCGAUUUUCUCUCGUCUCGUCGGAAUAGUUUUCUUGUUUGCGAAAAUGUAUUUUAUUCAAGUCAUACUUGUUUUCCAAAUAACUUAUUUAUUAAACCGAGUCGUCCGUCUCGUGUGAUAUUGUACAGUUACCGGAGCGACUAGGGGCGACCGAGGCGCCUCAAAUCUAUCAUAAUAUAUCAUCAUACAUUACUAAUUAAAUAUAAGACAUACAUAUAUUUACUUUAUAUUAUAGAUAUACAUCGUUAGAGAAACUUUUAUUGUAGUCAAAUAAAUGGAUUUUUUUUUAUUAUUUUGUUGCAGUAAUAUUAAUUCGUAUUGUUAUUUAGUAUUUUAUGUUACGUUAGGUAUCGGUUUCAAUGCAGUCGGUGUGUGUAGGCUCUAGCCUAGCCUCGGCCGGGAGGGUGCUGUUCCGCAACUUGGAAUGCCCGAUAUUUCGUUAACGCACACCAGUCGCUCCUGUCCCAUCAAAUGCUCUUUCAAUUGCGAGGUUAGUGCUCAUCUUUAUGCGCAGAACUUUUUACUUAAUACAUUUAAGAUUAGUAAAAUAUAUUUAAAUAAACUAUACGUCGACCUUCGAAAAAUGUCGAUAUUUAUAACAAAAUUAAGUUAAAUGUAAAACACAUAACAUCUCUGCUUAUUAAAAACAAUAUUACGAUAGGUACAAUUAAAUUAUCUUUUAACUUUGUCCGAAUUUAAUAAAAAUAAAUUAAGAGUAAACUGUAAUAUUAGCUGUUAUUUAUACUGUGUUGAGAAACUCGAGCGUCUCCAGGCGCUAUUAUAUCAAUACAUUAUAUAUAUUGGGCGACAGCUCCGCGAGCGGGGCGUCCACUACGAAACUUGCCUCCCGCCGACACCUGCGGAAUGAGGAAAUAACUAAACAAUCCUUUGUGUGUAUGCAACGCAAAGGACCAAAGCGUACGGUUUACGUAGUGGCCGAGUCGGUCCCUCCGUCUGUUUCCGUAUCCGUCCUAACCCCCCCUCCCUCCUCAGCUCCCGUCAGCCCCCAGUGCCAUACCUCGUGUUACCGAUAUGAUAUGAUUACUGUAUACAAAUAUAUUAUUUAUCACAUAUCACCAUGGAAACUAGCCCAGUAUGAAACUCACAUGAGUAAUAAGAUAACACUAACGAUGAAGUGUCGGUUAGGGAGUUCUAACAAGCAUUGUGUAUUUUUUGUUAUAUUAACAUUUAAAAAGUUUGUGUGUAUAAAUAGCUCGACUCUAGAGGAAUAAUUGUUUGUUGUAUACAAAUUAAUAUAAUAUCAUAAUUUCCUUAAAUUGUAUAUUAUCUUUAUUCCCGCGCGGGUCGUGUUUACUGAUCGGUAAAACUCAUAGCAGGAAUUUAUCUCCUAAUAAAUAUACUAUAUUCAAUUUUCGUAUCAUAAACGAUAGGUCAUAAAUACAAUUUUAAAAUAUUUUCUUCUACCGAUCAUGGGAAUGUUAAUGGAUAUAAUUAAAUUAUGGAUUGUCUCCGCUAGUUGUGUGUUAUAUUAUAGAAUACUUAAGGGAGGUUGCAUCCAAUGAGCCAAUGGUAUUGUAUGAAUGUGUUUAUCCCUCUCCUCUAAGAAAUUUUGGAAAUUCACUGUAAUAGCAAAACUCAUGCAUAUUCGUCUCUCGUUGGAUGCGAUCUAAUCAGAGCUGUGGUCGGCGGCACCUCACGAUAUAAUGUAGCGAGCGCACGUGAAUCUUAAACAUCUAGUCACAUUUGUUGUGAAUUAUAUAAUAUAUGUAAUAUUAACGCGUAUGUACCUACUUAGUCUGCUCCGAAACGAAUUGCGUUCAAUUAUUACGGCAUGUUCAGAAAUAUAAUUUCUAAAUCAGCCGAGAAGUACAAACAUUUUGAUCUGAUAUUUUGACCACUUUUGUCUUUAAUCGGUAGACCAUGAGGCUGGAUUAUUUUAACUUUUUAGGAACGUUUCAAUUAUGUUUGCAAUUCAAAAAUAUAGAAUAAAAAUUAUAGCUAUAAUGUUAAAGCCUUAUCUCGGGAAACGGCGACAUUACGCACUCGACACGAGUAGUUUUUAUGUUUCUAUUGCUUUGUGACCAUUAUUAUAAUUGUCGCUUUAAAAAGAAACCAACGACACAAUGGCUGUCAGCGAGUUAUGUAAUAAAACAUAAUUACUAUAAUAAGUUGUAAAGGUGAGCCGUGGUUACAUUGAAGUUUAUGUGAAAAAUAUGUAAUGGGAAAAUAAUGUGUCGCUACAGUUUUGAAAGCAAUAUAAAGUAUUUUUAUUUUUUAAAUUAUGCCAUCGUGUAUUUCGGUUAGUGGUUGUUAACAGAAAUGAAGUCAUUUUCUAGUGUGUUGGAAACGUUUCCUCGAUGUCGUCGUUCCCGGUACUGCACUCUGUGCACUACACUGCGUCCUUAGGAUAUGAACAUGUUAUACUGUAGUUGAUGUUGUGUCGUCUGCUCAUCUCCAUCAGUAGGUAGCGUGUCCUAAUAAGUCUGUUCUCGAUUGGAACUGAUUAUAAGUUUUAAUAAAUUUUCAAAUUUC
Messenger RNA from Nymphalis io (European peacock), 3543 nucleotides. RefSeq names its product calcineurin subunit B type 2 (gene CanB). The coding region runs from base 191 to 739 and encodes 182 amino acids. The record is from RefSeq and is a predicted model, not a curated record. The transcript has 6 exons. NCBI's taxonomy places the organism in Eukaryota, Metazoa, Arthropoda, Insecta, Lepidoptera, Nymphalidae. Gene Ontology annotation, molecular function: calcium ion binding; calcium-dependent protein serine/threonine phosphatase regulator activity.